AUGAUGAGGAAGAAAGAAGGCUACGAGAGACGCAGGUUUGACAAGCAUGGCGUGGAUGCAAUGGAAGAGGAAAACGAUGCGUGCAUCGUUGAUUUAGAGUCGAAGCUGAGCCUGGCCAUGCGAGAUGAGGUCCAGGAGUCUAACAAUCUGCUAGAGGGAAUGGCUGGUGGUCUCGAAGGAGUCCGCAGUUCUAUCGCUGCCUCAAUCAAACGAAUGGGAAACCUGUGGAAUCAAGGAGUCGGGUGGCACACAUGUUACCUAGCUCUCUUUGUUAUUUUCAUUUUCAUGAUAUUCUAUUUCUUGUACGGCAGAUCAUCGUCUUAG
This is a messenger RNA of Besnoitia besnoiti, 324 nucleotides long. RefSeq lists its product as uncharacterized. The coding region runs from base 1 to 324 and encodes 107 amino acids. The record is from RefSeq and is a predicted model, not a curated record. The transcript has 4 exons. NCBI's taxonomy places the organism in Eukaryota, Apicomplexa, Conoidasida, Eucoccidiorida, Sarcocystidae.